AUGUUGGGUGAGGAGGAACGUGGGACCACCGGCCAAAAUCCACGAUCCACAGCAGCGACCUGGUGUCUGAACAAGUCAGAGGCUCAUGAGGGGAUUGAGGAUUCGUGGAGGAAGACCGUAAGGGAUGCAGCACAUAUAUCUGAUUUAAAAAUAACAAUUCCCGGAUCGGGGAACGCCAGGGGAGAUGUAAACAUCCAGCAGCCGCCGGGCCCUCGCAGCGCCCGUGGUCCCUACGGAGAGAAACGCUGCCGCCUCUGCGGAAAGUUCGAAUCGUCUUGCACCGCGAGAAAACCCGUGGUGUCGUGGCUGGAGAGGGAGGAGAAACCUUUUUUGAAAGGUGGGGCUACUGUGAUCCACUAUAAGAAGAAGAAAAACCCUGUGGAUGUGGCUCCUUCCGAUUACCGGGAAGGCGUGUGGGAUUUGCUCGAUUUAGAAGCGGGUCGGGCCUGCUACCGGCCCAUAACUGCAAAAAAAGGUUCACAAAAGACCAAGAAGGAAGAAACGAAAAAGAAACCAGUCCCUAGGAGGCGGCCGCUGAUGAGCAAGCCUGUGGAUGAUGUGUACUUGACGUGGUAUUAUGAGCGGCCAUCCUACGGUGUGGAAGAGGCUGUGGGUAUGCUAAAGAAAUUUCAGCAGCUGGACUUCACUCACCCCAAACAGUUUGUCUACAUUAACGUCUUCCUCGAUAUGGCACUACAGAAGAAGAAAAAAGUGGAUCCAUUUGCAAGCACUGUUCUUCUUCCGUAUCGCUUUUCAGAUGAAGUGAAUAAGGUCUUGGUUUUCACAGAGAAUGAGCAAGAAGCUGAAAUAGCUCGAGAGAAUGGAGCUGCUGUUGUGGGAGGAGUUGAAUUAAUCAAAUGGAUUUUGGAAGAUGAAAUCCAAGUGGACUUUUAUGUAGCUGUUCCUGCAAUAAUGCCUAAGCUAAUACCGUUAAGGAACAAACUAAGACGAAAAUAUCCAAGCACAAAAAGAAAUUCCCUGGGCCAUGAUAUUCCCAAAAUGCUGCAACUCUUCCGAGAAGGUCUUGAGUACAUGGUAGAAGACGAGCGUGUAAUCAAGACGAGAAUAGCAAGACUGGAUAUGCCUACUGAGCAGAUAGUUGCCAAUCUCAAAACGGUUAUCCAUGAUAUCUGCACGUUCAAGCCAGCAGCUUACGGUCCUUUUGUGCAGAAGUUGGUUAUUAGAUCUUCAACCAGCGAAGGUUUGCUCUUGAACCUCGAUGGACUUCUACCUCAGGUGGAGGCAGUAGAAGAAGAAGAAAAAAAUGCAGAAGAUAAUGAAGAAAAACACGUCCAAGAAUCUGUUACUACCUGA
Messenger RNA from Nipponia nippon (crested ibis), 1314 nucleotides. The record is from RefSeq and is a predicted model, not a curated record. Lineage: Eukaryota; Metazoa; Chordata; Aves; Pelecaniformes; Threskiornithidae.